AUGGCUAGUGUCAGUGAUGAGCAACGACAACAGUUACUAUCAGGUUUCCCGGAAAAGGCAAAUCAAAGCAAGCCUGAAAGAGCUUCCGAGCAUCAUGGUAUGGAGCAGAUGAAUCCAGCGAAAGAUUUCCUACAGACGCUUUCUGUGCCAGAUCAAAGCGUUGUAGUUCCGGAACGAAAUAUGAAACAAAAGGAAAAUAGGGAACAGGCGAUAAAAGAACCGCAGAAGCGUGUCACGGAAACGAAUUUAGCAGCUGGUUUAGAUCUUCGCGAAGCCUAUGCGUAUGUUAAUCAGUUGAACACACAAAAUAGUCUGGCUACAUCUCGAGGAAGUGAGGGUUGG
Molecule: messenger RNA, 342 nt
Organism: Gongylonema pulchrum
Lineage: Eukaryota; Metazoa; Nematoda; Chromadorea; Rhabditida; Gongylonematidae
Source: the annotation of a GenBank genome assembly